AUGUAUCGCCAAAUCAGCAAGGUAAAGCAAGGCUACAGGACACGUGAUGGAGCUGGUGUCUCUCUUGUUAGAGUCAUUGGAAAUGCUGACACAACAGAUUAUGAUCCAUUUUUAAUGCUUGAUGCAUUUGAUUCAACAAAUCCAAAGGAUUAUAUGGCUGGAUUCCCAUUCCAUCCUCAUCGUGGUAUUGAAACAAUCACAUAUCUUAUUGAAGGAGAGAUCGAACACCAAGAUUCACUUGGAAACAAAGGCGUCAUCAAGGGUGGUGAAGCUCAAUGGAUGACCGCAGGAAGUGGAAUUAUUCAUCAAGAAAUGCCUGCAGCAACACCACGUUUGCUUGGAGCUCAAAUCUGGCUUAACCUUUCGAAGGAAAACAAAAUGGUGGAUCCUUCUUAUGGAGAUAUCAAGAAAGAAGAUAUUCCAGUUGUUCAGAUUCCAAAUGGAGAAAUCAAGAUCAUUGCUGGAACAUACAACAAUAUCUCUGGUGCUUUCAAACCCAAGUAUAUUCCUGCAACAUACUUUGACAUCAGACCGGAUCCAAAUGCAGAGUUUGGAGUGUGGUAG
Molecule: messenger RNA, 564 nt
Organism: Trichomonas vaginalis G3
Lineage: Eukaryota; Parabasalia; Trichomonadida; Trichomonadidae
Exons: 1
Coding region: 1-564 (187 amino acids)
Source: RefSeq, a predicted model, not a curated record